AUGAGCGAAAGUAUAAGACCAGUGAUGCCACGAGGCUAUCUCGGAGCGCAGCCGAUGUUCGCCGAACUGGGACUGUACACCAUCAGCCACAACGACCCGGAAAUUGUGACCGACGACAACCAGUUUGAAAUUAAAAUCGGGACAUCCAGGCCGACGAAAGUUACGGCGAAUCUGACGAACGCGCGAACCUUGCAGUCGUUCACGGAGAAUGUCUUCAGCCAGAUGACCGACAACGUCAUCUCGUUCCUCGUCAACGUGCCGACGACGGGCUACUACAAGCUGCAGGUGUACGCCCUGCCUUCCAGCGACGACAGCAAGACGCUGCCGGGGGUGUUCAACUACCUGGUCUUGUGCAACGCCACGCCCACGGACCCUCACCCGUACCCGAAGCAGUACGCUCCCUGGAAGAACGGGUGUUUCCUGUUCGAGCCUCUGUCAUUGACGAACGAGUCGCAACUCAACAACGUCCAUUUCAAAGUCCGGAUUCCCAACGCCAAAUCUGUCGCCGUCACCUCCGACGGCGAGUGGCAGCACCUCGACACCGAAGGGGACGACGUCUGGCAGGGGAAUGUGUCGUUGGAGAAAUACCGAGGAACGGAUAGCAAGAUUUCGCUCAAUGCCAACUUUGGUGGAGAUACGACAAAAUAUGCGACUCUUCUGGAUUAUUCUCUGUAA
Messenger RNA from Gigantopelta aegis, 675 nucleotides. Its product is annotated as kyphoscoliosis peptidase-like. The coding region runs from base 1 to 675 and encodes 224 amino acids. The record is from RefSeq and is a predicted model, not a curated record. NCBI's taxonomy places the organism in Eukaryota, Metazoa, Mollusca, Gastropoda, Neomphalida, Peltospiridae. The transcript has a single exon.